Staurois parvus is the source of this 298-nucleotide messenger RNA. The record is from the annotation of a GenBank genome assembly. Lineage: Eukaryota; Metazoa; Chordata; Amphibia; Anura; Ranidae.
CGCUGAUCACCGGGAAAUGCAAUUGCCGGUUCUCGGCUGCACUUUCCUCACGCUGUCAGAGCGCGAGUAAAGUACUGCCGAGAACCGGCAGUUGUCAGAGCAGGGAUCAGCACUGAUAAUCAGGGCACUGAUGAUCAGUGCCCUGAUGAUCGAUGCCCAGCAGUGCCACCCACCUGUGCCCACCAUCAGUGCCACCAGUCAGUGCCCAGCGGUUGUGCCAGUCAGUGCCCAGCGGUUGUGCCUAACUGAUGCCAGUCAGUGCCGCCUAUCAGUGCCACCUAUCCGUGACACCUCAUUA